This is a messenger RNA of Chrysochloris asiatica (Cape golden mole), 2484 nucleotides long. It is a transcript of the gene BRAT1, whose product is annotated as BRCA1-associated ATM activator 1. The record is from RefSeq and is a predicted model, not a curated record. The transcript is spliced from 13 exons. NCBI's taxonomy places the organism in Eukaryota, Metazoa, Chordata, Mammalia, Afrosoricida, Chrysochloridae. The coding region runs from base 1 to 2484 and encodes 827 amino acids. Gene Ontology annotation, biological process: DNA damage response; cell population proliferation; positive regulation of protein phosphorylation. Gene Ontology annotation, cellular component: nucleus.
AUGGACCCAGAAUGCUCCCGGCUCCUCCCGGCUCUGUGUGCUGUCCUGGCGGAUCCCAGACAGCCAGUGACAGAUGAUACCUGUUUAGAAAAACUCUUGGACUGGUUUAAAACAGUAACGGAAACAGAAUCCAGCCUCCUGCUGUUACAGGAAAACCCCUGCCUGGUUGAGCUGCUGUCCCAGGCCUUCAAGUUCCAGGACCUGAGUUCCAGAGUUGUCUCCUUUUCACUUCGCCUGGCAGGGAUAUUUGCCGCUCAGGAAAAUUGCUUCCAGUAUCUUCAGCAGGAAGAGUUGAUGCUCAGACUCUUUGGGGAGGCGGGCCCCCUUGGCCUGCUGACCUGGAAUGUCCCCUCGGUACGCAGCGGCUGGAUCCAAGGCUUGUGUUCUCUAGCACAGCACCCUAGUGCUGAGCAGUUCCUGGUGGAAUGUGGUGCCCUGGAUAUCAUCUUCGCCCUGCAAGGGGAUUCUAGCCUGUUUGUGGCUUCUGCUGCCAGCCAGCUCCUGGCACAGGUCCUGGCUUUGUCCCUACAAGGUCAAGACACCCCACAGCUCAACAUGCUGGAUGACGACUGGCCCUUGUGUGCCAGGAGCAUUGUGGGCUUCCUUGAGAACUCCCUGCAAUCUGGAACCACGCCACAAGUCACGAAGGCACUGAACGUCCUGACCAGCACUUUCGGACGCUGCCACCAACCCUGGACACAAACACUUUGGAUGCGGCUAGGCACCCCAGUGGCCUGUCUCUUGGAGAAGGAGCCCGUGCCCGCGGGCCACUCGCUUGCUGACCUCCUCCUUAGCAUGGCACGGUCUCCUGUGUUUGGCUCUUCCGACUGUGACCUCUGGGUGACAUUGGCCCAGACACUGAAUCGUCUAAGCCCCACGCAGGCUGGACCAUUGGCUCUGGGGAUCCUGAAACUCCACAUCUGUCCCCAGGCUCUGAAGACCCAGGCACUUGGAGUCCUCCUUCAGCCACUGGUCUGCAUCCUGGAAGCUGCCACCCAACCCCCUGGAAAUCUGCUGUGUUGUCCUCCAGGCCUGCUGGACGGGAUCGAACGCAGCCCUUCAAUAUCCGACACCCUCCUGGCCUCCACGUCAUCCUGCAUCAGCCUGUUGUGCCAGAGCCUGGCCCACCUGGGGGAGCUGCAGCCGCUGUUGGGUGUGGCCCGACCAGGGCCCUGGCCACAGGCAGCCCUGCUCCAAGCCACGGUAACGGCUCUGCGCUUUGGCAAUGGCUCGGCGGUGCCUGUCUCCAAUGUGGGGCGCCACCUCUGUGGGGUCCUGGCUGGCUGUGUCCGAGUCCAGCGCGCGGCCCUGGACUUCCUAGGGGUGCUCUCUCAGGGGACAGGCCCCCGGGAGCUGGUGACACAAGUAUUCGAGGUCCUCCUGCAGUAUCUGAGCAGCCCCGGCUCCAGCCCCAUGGUUCUGAAGAAAGCCUUCCAGGCCACUGUCCAGUGGUUCCUGAGUACCUCUAAAGUCAGUAGCUUCUGUGAACCCGACCUCUACACCCAGCCAUUCCUCAGAGAGCUAUUCCCCGUGAUGCAAAAACGUCUGUGCAGCCCCUGCUGGGAGGUACGGGACUCGUCCCUUGAGUUCCUGAUCCAGCUGACCACACGAUGGGGAGGGCAUCCUGGCUUCCAACAAGCCCUCCUGGCCUCAGAUGUGCCCGAGCUAGCCGAACAGCUUCUCCAGGACCCCGAGGGCUAUGUCCGUGCGAGCGCAGUGGUCGCUGUGGGACAUCUGGCCAGCCGGGGGCUGCAUGCCACCCCCAGCAGCCCUGAGCACCCAGGGGCCCAGCAGCGUCUACUCCGGGAGCUCCUACACAUGCUAUCUGUGGAUACAGAGGGCUUUCCCCGGAGGGCCGUGAUGCAAGUCUUCACGCAGUGGCUCAGGGAUGGCCAUGUCGCGAUGGCUGAGGACCCGGAGCAGUUUGUGGCCAGUGUGUUCCAGGUGGUGAGCCGGGACCUUGACUGGGAGGUGCGCGUUCAAAGCCUUGAGCUGGCCCAUGUGUUCUUGGCCCAGACACUGAGGCCACCCGACUGCCCCUAUGCAGUCACCCUGCCGAGGGUCUCUGAGCCUGUCCCCCUGGUUGAGGUGCUGCGGACACUGGGCCGGGCACAGGUCCUGGACUUUGCUCUCCGUGCCUUAUUCGACUGUGACCGGCCCGUGGCCCAGAAGUCCUGCGAUUUCUUGCUGCUGCUGCAGGCCAGGACUACCCCCGACAGUGGGCUGCAGGGGUCUGGAUGUGGCCCUGAUGCCACUGAUGUGGAGGCUGCCCUGCAGGCGUGGCAGGCAGGUGAGCAGGGCCAGCCGCUGGGUGAGCUGGUGCCUGAAGUUGCAGUGGCCGUCCUGCAGGCCCUGGACCUGGAGGGACUGCGGGCCACACUGGCCGAGAGCAGUGACCGCGUGGAGCAGAGCCCACAGUCCCUGCUACAGGACAUGCUGGCCACAGUGGGCACCCUGAGCGAGCCUGAGGCAGACUGCUACUAA